Molecule: messenger RNA, 783 nt
Organism: Heterotrigona itama
Lineage: Eukaryota; Metazoa; Arthropoda; Insecta; Hymenoptera; Apidae
Source: the annotation of a GenBank genome assembly
AUGGAUUUUCGUAGCCUGAAUCGUUUAAACAAUCUUGUGAACACGUUAUCGGGGAAUUUCUUGCCGAUGACGAGCAAGAAAACGAAACUAACGGUUCUUUUCAAAAUCUAUUCGAUCAUCGUUUGGUUCAUAGAAUUAGUAUACCUGGCUGCUUGUAUUUUGGGACUUUUUUGCGUGCCGAGGGAGAAAGCGUUGAAGGAUGGCACAGUGAACGCAGUGGUGUCGUUAGAAAUAAUCACGCUAAUAAUUUACUUGCAUUGUCGUAAAAGAUUGUUACGUGGAUUAAUCGAAAAGCUGAAUCGUCUCGUCGAAGGCAAUGAAACGCUACAGGACGUCACAGUGAAUGUAGUGAAACCGAUAGAGAAAUCGCUGACGAUUUACGUAAUUGGUAGCAUUACUGCAGUUAUUGUUUGGAUAGCGUUACCACUUGUCGAGAUUUCUCGGAAGAACGAGUUCUAUUAUUCGGAUUAUCGAAUGCCAGCCGUUAUAUCCAAGCAACCUUUUUCAGCCAAUAUUUUUAUUGGCGGUGUUGUCCUGGAGAUUAUCGGCGGUACAUAUACGAUAGUUAGAAAAAUUGGCUUGGAUUUCUACACGAUCCAUUUCAUCCUUUUAAUGACGGCUCAAUAUAAGUAUCUCAGGAUCAAAUUUGCAACGACAUUUAAAAGAGAACCACAAGUUUUGGAGAGUUCGUACAACAAUGUUAUUAAAUGGUCUGGAGAUGAAAGGACCAUCAAACUGGAAAUGAAAUUGUUAACUAGCCAUUAUGAAACCGUAGUUGAGUGA